ACAGCAGGGGAAGUGGACGUGGCCAUGAAUUGAGCUGGAAUUUGAACCUAUGUUCAGCUCUCAAGCCUCUCGCCCAGCCCCCAUUCGACCUUAAUCCUAGAGGUUUGCUAUGGCUCUGAGGCCGAGAGAGUGGGACUCGCCUGGGGCUGCUUCCGGGGCAUGCCAGGGCCUGGUGAAACACACUGGGGGGUGCCACUGCGGAGCUGUCCGCUUUGAGGUCUGGGCCUCGGACACCAUCCAUGUCUUUGACUGCAACUGUAGUAUCUGCGUCAAGAAGCAAAACAAGCAUUUCAUUGUUCCUGCCUCACACUUCAAGCUGCUGAAGGGUGCUAACAACCUCACCGCCUACACCUUCAACACACACCGGGCCCAGCACACCUUCUGCAAGACCUGCGGCGUCCAGAGCUUCUACACACCUCGCUCCAAUCCCGACGGCUAUGGUGUCGCUCCACACUGCCUGGACGAGGGCACCGUGAGCAACGUCACCGUCGAGGCCAUCAAUGGCAAAGAAUGGGAGAAGGCCGUCGGUGCUCACCCCACCAUCAAGAGCAUGUCCAAACCGUGAUGCCUCCGAAUCGGGCACCGAGGCUCCUCUCCCCCUGGAAAGCCCUUUCCCUUCCAAAUAAAAGGUGGUAUUUUGUAAGAAA
This is a messenger RNA of Anolis sagrei ordinatus, 647 nucleotides long. It is a transcript of the gene CENPV, whose product is annotated as centromere protein V. The record is from RefSeq and is a predicted model, not a curated record. Gene Ontology annotation, molecular function: carbon-sulfur lyase activity. Lineage: Eukaryota; Metazoa; Chordata; Lepidosauria; Squamata; Anolidae.